AUGAACUUUCUUGAAAGAUCUACUUUUAUAGACGAAUCAGGCUUUGACAUAAACGCCAGACCACCUAGUGGUUGGUCAGUUAAGAACAAGGUCAAACGAAGCAUAUUCGACGAGAAUGGCGGUUUAAUCGCCAGAAAAACGGAAGCCUACAACUCUGUUCCUCCUAAGCAUCUCAGAGCAUUUGUCUAA
Messenger RNA from Phycomyces blakesleeanus NRRL 1555(-), 189 nucleotides. RefSeq lists its product as hypothetical. The record is from RefSeq and is a predicted model, not a curated record. NCBI's taxonomy places the organism in Eukaryota, Fungi, Mucoromycota, Mucoromycetes, Mucorales, Phycomycetaceae. The coding region runs from base 1 to 189 and encodes 62 amino acids. The transcript has 2 exons.